AUGCCUUCCGCAGCAUACACCGAGGUUUACCAGAAGGUCAGCAAGAUGGGCGAGAAGCUCAAGGCUGCUGGCAAGCAGGGCCCUAGCAACGACGAGCAGCUCAACCUCUACGCCUACGCUAAGAUCGCCGAGGGCAAGGACUUCAGCGCUGCCGAGAAGCCUGGCAUGUUCAACCUCGCUGGCAAGGCCAAGUACAACAAGUGGCAGGAGGCCGUCAACGCUGGCCUGAGCCAGAAGGACGCCGAGGACAAGUACAUUGCGCUUGGCAACGAGCUGCUCAAGAAGCACGACAACUAG
Molecule: messenger RNA, 297 nt
Organism: Boeremia exigua
Lineage: Eukaryota; Fungi; Ascomycota; Dothideomycetes; Pleosporales; Didymellaceae
Product: acyl-CoA-binding protein
Exons: 3
Coding region: 1-297 (98 amino acids)
Biological process (GO): fatty acid metabolic process
Molecular function (GO): long-chain fatty acyl-CoA binding
Source: RefSeq, a predicted model, not a curated record